This is a messenger RNA of Leptonychotes weddellii (Weddell seal), 2755 nucleotides long. NCBI's taxonomy places the organism in Eukaryota, Metazoa, Chordata, Mammalia, Carnivora, Phocidae. The record is from RefSeq and is a predicted model, not a curated record.
GUCCUUGGCAUUCCUUGGCUCCUGGCGGUGUAAUUCCGGUCUCUGCCUCUGUUCGCAUGGCUCUCUCCCGGCCUCCAUCUGCGUGCCCUUUCCUGCUUCUGAGGACGCUAGUCCUUGCAUUUGGGGCUCACCCUGAUCCGAACUACUUUGAGAGCUACCUGACCAUCGCCUCCACCGUCUCCUCCAUGCUGUGCCUCAUGGCGAACUUCCUGCUUGUCAACAGGGUUCCGAUUCGUGUCCGUGUGCUGGCCUCACUGACUGUCAUGCUGGCCAUCUUCUUGGUGAUGACUGUGCUAGUGAAGGUGGACACCUCUUCCUGGACCUCUGGCUUCUUUGCUGUCACCAUUAUCUGCAUGGCGAUCCUCAGCGGCACCUCCACCAUCUUCAAUAGCAGUGUCUUCGGCAUGACCGGCUCCUUCCCCAUGAGGAAUUCUCAGGCGCUGAUAUCAGAAGUCCUACUAUGUGCCAGGGAUACAAAGAUGAACAAGACCCAGCCUCUCAGGAGCUGAUAGCCUAGCAAAUAAACACCUCCAUGACCCUGAACUUUGGCAUUCUCUGGAAACACAGGCGCACGACUUGGGCCAACCCCUUUGGCUGAAGUUUGAUGCUGAUCCUGAGCCCGUGGUCCAGGCCUUUAGCAGCUCUGUUCCCUCGCUCAGAUGUCCCAACAAGAUAAAAAGGAGGUGGGUCAGUAAGAAUCUGUGCUUUUGCAGAAGACCACCAUCCCUUAACGCCAGACUGGGGACUCAGCUGCUGUGUUCGGCGUCCGGGCACAUCGCUGUUGCAUGAAGGAGUGCUGUAAGCAUUUGUCCACUUGAGAAGAAUUUCACUAGGAAUCUCUUCUGUGUCCAUGAAUUAAUAACACCAGGCCGUAUGUGGCAGGGAUGACAAAUACCUGGACAAGUGUGCAUCCCCGCCCCAUGCCCGCACCAGUGCCAGACAUCACUACUAGAUCCGUAUCUUUCCUCCUGAGCCUCCUGCCCCUUCUCAACUCAGCCGUGGAGCUGUUCCUACCUGCAGAUCAGAGUUCAGAUGUGAGCUCAAUCUGCCAUUUUGGACAUAAGAUUAGGCUUCUGGCUCUACCCGGGGAAAUCCUUGGGUCUAAAGUAAAAUAAAAGUGGACCCAUUGCUAAGUUUCUUGAGUACAAUCAAUAUGCCCCUAGCAGGGCUUUGAGAAGGACAUGCCUAGCCUGAGGGAAAUGGCCCGCGAGCAUUGGAUGUAAUCUCUUCUGUCACCCGAGUCUGAGAGAAGCUCUUGUCCCCUCAACUCCCUCCAUCCUGCCAAAGGAUGUAUUUUUCAUUACAACCACAUUGCUGGCUACAUGUCUAGGAGCCAGGGACCAAACACCAUUUGUGCUGGCAGGGGGCCCUUCGGGUUCAUCUGGCCACCUGUGAAUCUUCUCGAAAAGGGAACUCUCCUGUGAAUGUUUCAGAAAGUCCAUUUUUUAAAAAGUUGAAAAGUCCGGCUCUUGCACUUCGGUAUUGAUUACCCCGGGGCCCUAAGUCAGUGUCCUCACUCUGCGGGGGCCGGGGGGAGGGUUGGGCGCCCCUCACCCUGGAAAAUCCGAGGUGGCCCCGGCUCCCAGAGGCCCCACCGCCACCUCCCCAGCCCCCGUCAUUUCUCGUCCAGAGGAGCCCAUCUGUGAAUUCUGCACGUGUAGGCAUGGGAGGAACAAUUCAUUUGUUUUGUGCUGGUGUUUUUUUAAACCCCUCAUUUGCAUGUAUUUCCAUAACUGAUGAGAUAAAAGUAGGGAGUCAUGAAAGAUGAGCUCCCGGAGGCCUGGUUUGUUGUUGAUGAUAAUAUUGUAAAUUCCCUACAAGUUGAGGAGAGAGAGAGGGAAAUCAAUAGGCAGUGAUGUUAAGAUCUGUUCCUCAGGGUAGCCGGCAAGUGUCUUUACUCUAAAGUUGAGCUCCAGUUCUUACAAAACACCCAGGUGGGAUUACAGCGUCUCUGAAGUUGGCACCCUCUUGGCGAGGAGUUUACCCUGUCAUUGCUGCUUUGAUGUAGGAAGGACAGAAAUAGCCGAACACCUAAUUGGGGAUCUGAGAGGAUUCAUAGGCCCUUCUGUGUGCUGGGCACCUUUCUGAAUGCUUUCUGGCUCAGAAUCCUUUUUAUCUUUGUAAGAGCCCUUUGAUGUGGGUAUUACUAAUAUCCCCACUUUACAGAUGAAGACAUGGAGGCACAGAGAGGUUCAGUGACUUGCUGAAGGCCGCACAGCUGGAAGCGGUCGAACCAGGAUUGGAUUCAGAUGUUCUGGUUCCAGAGUCUGUGCUCUUCGUCAUCACUGUGCUAACUUUGAUCUCUCUGCCAUCCUUUCAAAUCCUGAUGCCGGGCCCUGCCCAGGCAAAUGAAGCUCAGCCACAGCGCCGUCGGGCAGAGUGUGGGCGAGGCCCUCAACCGUUGCUCUCCACUACUGCUCGUGCGACACCAGGCAGAAGGUGCCGCCUGGUCAGAGCUGCAUGACAAUGACAGGGCCGUCCCUGCCCACACAGACCAGUUUGCUGUUUGCUGUCUGCAGUGAGCCACCUCCUUGUCUCCCUGAGAAUCAGUAUCCUGGUCCUCGAAUGCGGGCAGACGCAUUCAUUCAGCCCAGCAGUACAACAUACUCACCAGGCCUCGGGGGACGGACAGGACAAGUAUUAGCCCCAUUUUCCAGGCAGAGAAACAGAGGCGGAGAGGAGUAAGUGAUCUGGGGGCAUGCACAACAUGUCUGACCCCUUAGUCUUGCCCAGCACAGGUUGACUAGCCACGGGU